ACGAACACGCCCAUCUAUACUUAAACAGUGAAACAGUUUAAUUGCCUUAGGAAAGUAAACAAAAAACCGGCAUUUCUGUAUAUAUAGACCUGAUAGCACAUUAUCAGUUGAGUGUAUCGCCAAUUGUAGGGGUGAACUAGGGCGAUGAUUUGGAAGAUUAUUAUCACUUUGACUGUCGCACUGUGUGUGCAAGGAGAAGAGGAUGCUAUAUCAGAACAGAGAGUAGUCAUACAUCAUCAAAAAUCUUCAAGAGAUAACUCCUUUUCACACAAAGAACAAAAAAAAUAUGGAACUCAGGAUGAAUAUGCUACAGCGUAUCCUUCGUAUGAAUUCUCGUAUAAAGUGAAUGAUCCUAAGACGCGUGAUAUCAAAGGUCAACAUGAAACAAGAGAAGGUGAUGAAGUACUAGGAAAUUACUGGUUAAUCGAACCGAACGGACGAAAACGAACUGUAAAUUAUCAAGCCAAUGAUGAUAAUGGGUUUAGUGCCAUUAUCGAUUACACGGCAUCUCUUAAAGAGGAACAAAAAAAAGAAAAUGUCGAGGAAAAUCAAGGCCAAGACAAAAAUCAAGGUGAUAUGGAAAAAAGUAAGGAAGCAGUCAUUGAAGGUGCUGUUGACGAACAAAUCCAAGAUAUUCAGGACGAAAGUGGAGACAGUGAAGAAAAUUCUAACCCUCCUGCAGUAAUAGAAAAUAAUUCAAGUGAUCAAAAUGAAUCAGAUAACCAAGAAGACGAAGCAAAUUAUGUCAGCAAUAUUGAACGUGUUGAUAUAAAUUAUGAUUCAGCUCAAAGUACUCAGAAAGCCGAGAACUUUGACAACGAAUAUCGAGACAAUGAUAACAUAAACAAUAAAAAAGAAAAUCAAGCACAAGACAUUAUUGAGAAGGUUAAACCUAAAAAGCCCAAGAUGCGGGAUCGUGGUAGAAAUAAUAAUAGACACAAAAAACCUAGAAACAGCAUGCGCGCUAACCUCCAGGAUUCUAGACCAAAUGAAAACAAUAACAAAAACUCUAACAAAGGUAAAAAGUCAGAUUAUGAUAAAAAUUUAAAUAUACCACAAAAAAAUAACAUGGAUAAUUCUGGUAUCACAUUGAACAAAAGGCAAAAACAAUUUGAAGAAAACCAUAUCAACCACCAAAAAGAAAAAAAUGUUAGAAAAGAACAUCGAUUUAAAAAUAGUGAAAAUAAGGGAUAUAAUGAAGAACAGGAUGGUCGUAGUAAGAAAUAUGCUGCUAAUAAUUUAAAGCCUAGUGAAGAAGCUAGGACCAAUGUUGAUAUUCCCGAUAGUGAAGAGACUUACGAACACAGAAUCCGUAUUUAUCAUCCUAAGAAUAUAUCUCCGAGGCCAAAAGAAUAAUAAUGCUAACGUAUAAAGUCUACAGAGUAGACAAAAGCAAAUGUCGUUAGUAUCGUAAUUGCUAUUUAUUCAGUGAAACAAAUUAAAGCGACUUAAAUAA
Messenger RNA from Bicyclus anynana (squinting bush brown), 1456 nucleotides. RefSeq lists its product as uncharacterized. Gene Ontology annotation, cellular component: extracellular matrix. The coding region runs from base 145 to 1356 and encodes 403 amino acids. The record is from RefSeq and is a predicted model, not a curated record. NCBI's taxonomy places the organism in Eukaryota, Metazoa, Arthropoda, Insecta, Lepidoptera, Nymphalidae. The transcript is spliced from 4 exons.